AUGACCAUCCACAACAAAGUUCAACCAGUGGCAGGUAAUCGUAUGGUGCCGACCUUGGACAGAAGCAAUACUCAUCAAACAACAUUUGAAACUCUUUUUGAUGACCACAAUGACGAUCAAGACAGUAACUUUCCUCUUCAAGACGACAAGAAGCGAUCAGAAAAGAAGGCAUUUCUUUCAUUGAGAUGGUUUGUGAUUACUUCCAUAUGCUCUUUAAUAUUAUUCUCUGCAAUUUGUGUCUAUUUGGCAGUAUUUAUUGGAUUCAAUCAAGCAGUGGAUGAACUGUCUGAAAAAGUAAUCCAUGACUCGAAAAGCAAAAUUGUCAUUUAUAUUGACAAGGUUCUUUCUCAGAUGAGCGUAAUAUCAAGAUUGAGUGCAGAACAAUAUAAUUAUGGAUUGGUGACCAAUAACUUUUAUAGAAACUUCUUUUAUACUCCAUACAAAUUAGCAGAAUUGAGUGUUGGUUUUGCGUUUGGUUAUCCAUCCGAAAGAUACUCCUAUACCAUUGUUGGAAAGGAGGGUCAAGAAAGAAUUGUUUAUUCUUAUCAGCCUCCUGGGUUUAUUGGGUCGAUUCGAGAUGCGUAUUUCCUUAAUGGAACCAUUCAAACUGUGAAUGAAACCGUUGACUAUACGGUUUAUGAAGUGUCGCAAAAGGAUUUUUACAAUGCAUCCAUAAAUGCAGCAAAAUCAUUGGGAGCAGAAGGAGCUUUCACGAAUCCAUACAUUGUCACAAAUGGAUCACUUUCCAUUGCGUAUGGAGCCUUGUUAUACGAUCCUCAUAUUUUUGUCUCGAGCGGUGCUAAAGUGUUGAAAGGUAUUUGCAGAACUGUGAUGCCUCUCGCAAGUAUUGUCAAGUUUAUGAGAGAGAAAAUCACUGUCCUCAAAAAUGGUUACGUGCUGCUGCAAGAAACAGGAACAGAUUUAGUAGUUGCUGGAAGUAUUAAUACCACUUCAUUAGAUGAAAAAUCUCGUGUGAAAAUGACUGAUAUUGUCGAUAAGAAUGCUGGACAGCUCAUGAAGGACAUUAAGGAAAGAUUUGGAAGCUUCGAAAAUACACCAUACGAGUUCCACAUUUCAAGUUUGGGAACGAAUUAUUUAAUACUCUCGUCCAUGUAUACUUUUGAGAAUAUUCAAUGGAGAAUGUUUGUUGUAGUGUUUGAGAAUGAUGUGCAACUCACAACCACCAUUAGUAUUUCAGCUUCCGUUGGUGUAGCCCUUCUCGUCACGAUCAUUAGUUUGACUCUAGCACUGACUCUUACAGCCAUUGUCCUGAGACCUGUAAAGAGAUUGAAAGAGCAGUUCGAACUCAUUAAGGUUUUCGAUCUGGAUAACGUUCCAAGAAUAAGCUCAAGUUUUGUCGAAUUGAAUGACAUUUACAACAAUUUGAACAACACGGUUUCUUGGCUCAAAGAGAUACGAUCUUUCAUACCUGACAAGGUUCUACUUCAAUUACGGGAAGAAAAAGCUGAAGUAGUGGCACCCAAUGAUUUAGAAUCCAUGCCGUCCACUGCUCACCAUCACUUACAACGUGCUCAUGAAAGCUCAAGCUACGGGAAAACUGCUUCAGUAUCAGAGGGUUCGACGUCUAAAAAACAAUCUUCAUCAGCAAGUUCGUCUAAAGAAGGCUCUUCAGUGUUCAAGAUGGGCUAUUCUUUGAAAUAUAUUUCAUUGUUACACAUACGUUUGGGAAGUUACUUGGCAGAUUUUACUCCUCAUGAAAUUUCUAAAACGUUUCCAAAAAUUGUCAGCGUGCUUGCGAAUGUGACAAAAUUGUUGCAAGCUGAACUACAAAUUACUUCUACAGAUGAAUUUAUAAUAAUGAUUGAAAGUAAGAAGAGAGGUUGCAGAGAUGUCUCUCAAGAAUGUGCGCUGAAAAUUGUUAAAGCGUUCGAAAUUGUGAAUAGUCAGCUCAAAACUCAUCACAUGCCAGAAAUUAAUUUCUCAAUUGGAAUAUCAUCCAGUGAAUCCAAUGUUGGAAAUAUUGGAAAUCACUCUAUUAGGUACUAUUCAGUACUGUCAGAAUCUGUGAAGGUUUCUCAGCAUUUAAGUCUGCUUGCCCUUAAGAAUGGACUGAAAAUCCUCAUUGACGAGAAGACUCAUGUUGGAACCGAAGACAAAUACAUUACCAGACCAGUAGAUCGUAUAUUGAGCUCUCCAAACAUCCAUUCUGUUCCUUCAAGAAUAUUCAAUGUUUAUAGUCUCGAACGGGAGAAUAUUGUUCUGGAAGAUGAAUGGUUGUAUGAACUCGAAUCCAAAAAUGCAAUGGCAAAAAUCCAAGAAUUACAUGGUAUCAUGCAAGUAUUUUCAUCGUCCAGUGAGACCUCCUCUUCAGAUAUAGGAGCGUUGAUCUCGACAGGUCUGGCUAAACUUUCAAAUUUCAUGACAGAGUAUCCUAAUGAUGUAGCUUGCAAAAAACUCUUCUUGCUUUUCGAAAAAUUCCAAGACUUGUUGUCUAGGGACAUCCAUGCAACGGAUCUUAUCAAAAAUUAUCACUGUGUGAUUGAACCAACUGUAAGGCCUUCAAUAGAGACCCACACAGACUACCGAGUGUAG
Naegleria lovaniensis is the source of this 2553-nucleotide messenger RNA. RefSeq lists its product as uncharacterized. The transcript has a single exon. Lineage: Eukaryota; Heterolobosea; Eutetramitea; Acrasida; Naegleriidae. The coding region runs from base 1 to 2553 and encodes 850 amino acids. The record is from RefSeq and is a predicted model, not a curated record.